AUGCAAGCAUUAACAGUUCGGGAGUAUGCCAGUUUUGGAAGAAGCGAUGACGUCAUGAUUCCAUUGUUCUGCUAAAAACACGCAAAAAUAGGAAAAAAUAAUCGCAAGAAACAAGGGAGCUUUUUUCAAAGCCUGUUCCAGGUCUCCUCAUUCAAUAUUCGGGACUUCCGAGCUAGCAGUACCGAUGAAGAAGCCUUCUCCUUGCUUUUUGAAUGUCAAGGGAAGUUUCCUGCCACAUUUCGGUAGUUAAAAGCGACAGUUUUCGAAUGACCUUCGACGCCGCCGCCGCCAUCUUGACGGGUAUCGAAUGUAAGUACAUGACUUUAUGUUUAGUUUUCAGUAUCUUGCCGAAUUUUUACGAAAUCAAGACUAAUUUUCCUCAAAACUACAACGUGUAAAGUGUGUUCAGGCAAAGUUUCAUCGAUGGCAACAACCUAGUAAAAAUGGCAACCACACAUUGAAAAUUGCCAACGGACAGGAAGGGUUACUGAUAUUGAUGGUUAUGCCUUAGUCUGUCUAUGUAGUUUUAGUUAUAUUCGAUCAGGUCUGUUUUUGGUCGUGUUCACCGGUAACGUAUGCGACUCUCAGCUAGAAAUCACUUUGUCUAUCCAGAUCAUGUGUGUGGAAUGAGUUUUAAAUCAGUGUGAGUAGGUUCUUAUAUUGAUUUCUUUUGUUUUGAUCAGGAUUUCCGUCAAAAAUGUUGACAAACAUCUGGAGAUAUUACAAACAUGUUGUCGCGUUUGUGCCAAAAAGCUGGGAAAAGGAACCAUGAAGACAAAAUGCUAAAUAUCUUCAGAACGACAUAUUUGUGCUCUGAGGGCAAAAUAUUGCUUUAGGUUCGCCUUAUGUUCCACUGUAAUGCAAAAUUUAAUGUCCAAAUUCAACCCUACCUCAAUAAAAUUAAACAUGUUUUUUUUGUUUCUUUGUAGUGUGGUCACAGGCUUACCUACCACAAAAGCCCCUCCUUUGACCCUUUCAAAAAUGGGUAAGAGGGAAACAGGUUGGAGGGGGGGCUUAUAUACCUUGUGAGUGGAAGCUCACCUUCAAUGACCAUUCAACCAUAGAAGAGACUGUGGCUCUUUAUUCAAGGGGCUUUAACAGGAGAUAGAUGAGGAAGGAGUCAUGGAAGUGGAGGCUUGUGAAGAUUUUCUCUACAUAAUGUUCAAUCCCUCGCGUCAAAUAUUGUUUAUACUUUACAGAUGCCAAAUACAUAAUAUGUUCAGUCCCCGUGCUGUGCAAAAGGUCAAUCUGAAACAUGAAAAAUGCCACACUCUCCCCCAUCAAUCCCUGUGCAUGAGCAAUUAGCCCACAUUUAAUGUCAUAAUAUCGAAUAUGUGUGUAUUUGAAUAAAUCCUAAAUUAUUGAGAUUCUCUUGAUGAAAAAGUAUCUGUGUUAAUGCAUCGUCUUCAACAAAUCAUCCUCCCUAAUAAAUAAUACAUGAGAGACAUCUCACAAGAUAACUAUUGAAAAUCGAUGUCAGCUGCUACUGUCAGUCAUUAUAUCAAUUAAGUUUUGGUUUUUGGUUUUCAUGUCCAAGAAGGUGUUAAAAAAACAAGAUUUUGAGAUAAAAGAGUGUGUAUAAUAUGCGAGCCAGCGAGCCAUGGCAGCAAGUCAUGCAGGUUAGAAUCAAAAACAGUAAUACGGAAAGAAUUAACUGUCAGGACCUAAAAUAAAAUGUUUAUUUACAAAAAACAAAAUGUAACAAUAAAUAACUUUUAUUGUAUCUUUACUCUGAUGUGUGAGCUUUGUUUUCUUGAAAGUGCUGUUCAAUAGAAACAUGAAGAACCGGCUAUGAAAAAGAACUUUGGAAAACUUAUGUUGUGUCCAUGCCAAGUGCAGUAAUCAUUAUUAUUUUGGGCCAAACCUUGUCUAAUAGAAUUGUUUGAGGGUCCCCACAGAGAAGACCUGGAGAAAAGUGCUCCUCAAAGUUACAAUGCCUUUGGUUUAAAGGCAACCCAGAGUUAAAGACAAUAAUUUAGUAUUAUUCGGAUGUAACAUCAAAUCCCAUACAAGAGGAUAUUUUAUAACAAACCAUAACCCUGUUGAUCUCUAACCUCUGGUCAAAUCCGGUGGACUACAAGACUAUAGUGUCCCAUUUUAAUCAACAGAUCCAAAAGCAUAUAACAAGCAUAAUUCUUAGUUUUCCAAUAUGUAUAUUAAAUUCUAAAGAGCCUCUUGCAUUUGUUAAGCUUAACCAAAUAAUCAGUGAACUUCAGAAAGUGGAAUAUUGGAAAACAAUAGGUUUUUUUGAAGCGGGACAAAAAAAAAUGAUCAGGGAUGAUAAGUAAGAUUUUCACUUUGUGGGUUUUCAAGAAGAAAAUGCGGGCACAAUACCCUCAGAAAUCCCUUGUAAACCUGUUGUAUAUCUGGACGGAACCGCGUCAAGACAUAAACCAACAGAACAUCAUAUUCGAAAAAACAGAUAUUUUACUCACAAAUGACUCGCUUGCACCAAAACAAUAACCUGAAUUACAGCCGUCUUCUCCGGCAAGUCGCUCACUCGCGGGAGAGAAACAGAAGCAACGAGAAAAAUUAAUUAACACUUACUGUAAAAGCAAACAUAAGGAAAUGAAUUAUAGAACAACUCACUUUUUAGUUGUUUCCAAAGCAUUCUUUCUUCCUUAUGAUAUAAAAAAAUAAUGAAAUAAAUAGGCACAAACUUGUUAGCGUGCUUACCUAUUUUCGAUGUACUGAUUACAUACGCAGUUAGUACGCAGUGCCUACUAAGCGCGCGAUAAACGAAGAACUAUAGCGCAAGAAUGGUUAUUCCCUGUCCUCAAGGUACUUCCCAAUUCAUAGUAACGAAAAGACAAAUAAAAGGCUCGAUAAAACAAGAAUAAACGAGAAUUUUGGUCAAUACUCUUUCCUCUCCUCUCCCUUGUCCGCCAUUUUGUAUGUUUUGAAAAUGACCAUCGCCAUGGUGAUCAUGUUAUGGUUGGUGACGUAGACCAUUGUUUUCGCUUCUUCCAAAACUGGCAUACUCCCGAACUGAUUAAGGAAAAAAUCAAUGCAGGACCCCUUUCUGACACAAAUUCAAAAGGCAAAAGAUGCAAGCAAUUGCAACACAUUAUGAAAACAUUCAAAUCAAUUGUGAUAGCCUAUUCUGCCUGCUUUUUUAUUUUUUGCGUUUAUUUGAUUUUAAAGUUGACUUUCCCUGCAAUUUUCAUCAAGUAUAAAUGUAAGUGGAUUCUCGGCUUUUCCUAUUUUGUUCUUCCGUUGCUCAGCACAGCAAUGAACCCAGUCAUUCUUUUCUGUUUUAGUUCCAAUUUCCGUCACGCCUUGCAAACCUUGUGGCCAUUUCGGCGA
Porites lobata is the source of this 3306-nucleotide messenger RNA. The record is from the annotation of a GenBank genome assembly. NCBI's taxonomy places the organism in Eukaryota, Metazoa, Cnidaria, Anthozoa, Scleractinia, Poritidae.